CUAGAUGUAUGAUAUAAAAUGCCAUUGAUGCUUCUUUAUUGUUUCCAUUCCGUCUUCUAGUUUGCCUUCUCUAUUACAAUUGCUUAGUAGUUAUACGCCCAAUUUGCCUAUAUCGGCGGGGCAAUUAACAUCUCGCUCAUUCAACUCUCAUACAGUUCCUCACUUACACGCCCCCAAUCGUCACCAUGUCUGACCUCUUCGACAUUAACGCUCAGGCCGUCCGUCUCCAGCAACGAGAUCCCCCCCCGUCAUCUCUCCCCAAGAGCCAGACACUCCCGCCUCUCGAACUCAUUCACGCUGCCUCAGCCAUCCUCCCCCAUCCUUCCGACCCAGGUUUCCUUUCCGGCCAGCCUGCUGCCGAUGUCGCACGGCAUAUUACAGAACAUAUUGUACCUGCGCUAUGCGGCCAGUCACAGUCGAGCCGCUAUUUCGGCUUCGUCACUGGCGGUGUCCUUCCGCUAGCCGAAUGGGCUGACAAUGUCGUCUCCCAUAUGGACCAGAACGUGCAGGUCCAUCUCCCGGAGCAGUCCGUGUCCACAUUCGUCGAAAACGCCGCUCUUCAGAUGCUUAUAGGCCUGCUGCGCCUAGAAUCAGAGUGGAAGGGCCGCACAUUCACCACAGGAGCCACUGGCAGCAACGUCCUCGGGCUAGCGUGCGGACGUGAAGCUAUCCUUCAGAAGAAGGGCGCGUCGGUGGGCGAGCUCGGUGUGUUGGGUGCUUGUGUCAAAGCAGGAGUCUCUGAAAUUCAGAUUCUCACCAGCGGAGGGCACAGCUCGCUCUCCAAAGCAGCAAGCGUGGUUGGCCUGGGGAGAGCAUCCGUAAAGGAGCUUCCUCGAAGCGCGGCCCAGCCGUGGAAGCUGGAUCUCGAUGCAGUAGAGAGAGAACUGGCUCGCCCUGGAACAGCAAGCAUCAUUGCCGUUAGCAUGGGAGAGGUGAACACCGGAGGCUAUGCGCUUGAUGAUGUUGAUGAGUGGAAGAGGUUGAGGCAACUAGCAGAUCGUCAUGAUGCUUGGAUCCAUGCAGAUGGAGCGUUUGGAAUCUUCUGUGGUGCGCUGGAUGAUCGAGAUGAAUACCGGCUGCUUCGCAAUCGCGUCAAAGGCAUCGACCUGGCCGACAGCAUCACAAUCGACGGCCACAAAAUGCUCAACGUUCCGUAUGACUGCGGCAUGUUCUUCACCCGUACCUCAUCCAUCCUGGAAUCCGUAUUCAUCAACCCAAACGCCGCAUAUCUCUCCUCGGGCCCAGCUGCCAGCAUCUCGUCUCCUCUCAACGUAGGCCUCGAAAAUUCGAGACGUUUCCGCGCCCUGCCCGCCUACGCCGUGCUCCUCAGCGAAGGACGUCCCGGCUUUGCUAACCUGUUCCACAACAUGGCUCAGCUGUCUCGCAAGCUAGCCGUCUUCUUGCGAGAGGCGCCGUAUUAUGAUUUGCUGCCUGAUGAGAGCGGCGAUAUUGAAGAAAUUUUCAUAAUUAUUCUGUUCAGGGCGAAGGAUAAGAAGCUAAACGAUGAACUGGUGGCGAAAAUUAACGCGACGAGGCAGCUGUACGUAAGCGGGACCAGCUGGAAGGGCGAAAAGGCUGUGAGGAUAGCGGUGUCGAACUGGAAGGUCGAUGUCGAGCGGGAUUUCAAAGUGGUGACAACGAUUCUGAAUGAUGUUGCCGAGGGAAGAGAAUUUGAUAUCGAGAAAUGUUUGUCAUCGUAAAAAAAAAGAAAAAGAAUAGUUGUAAAAAAUCAAUAUCGCUCGCAAUCCGAAUAUGUCGCCUUGUCCCAAUCCCUCUACCACCCAGCGCCCAUUCCCCCAUUUCCAAGCUCUUCCUUAGCCAAACUUCUUUGAUCCUCCCUUCUGCGACAACUUUUUGCUCCCUUUCUUUCCGGGUCCAAUCAGCUCGAGAUGGCCCGCUCUCUCGCCCAGCAGCGCCUCCGUCUUGGCUACCAUGCCUGAUGUGAAUUUCUUAAGCAUCUUGUCGGCGUUGACCUUCUUCUUGGGUUUGGUGACCUUGGAGGCCUGGCGCUUCGAGUGGACGGCCUUUGGCGCGGCGGCCUUGUUGGACUUUUUGAUCGAGCCCUGCGCCAUCUUGUUCUGUAUCUUCCCUUUCCCCUAUUUCCCGGCGUCCGCUCACGAUUUGCCGUGUUGUAUAGCUGCGAAUCGUCGGUCG
Molecule: messenger RNA, 2154 nt
Organism: Trichoderma harzianum CBS 226.95
Lineage: Eukaryota; Fungi; Ascomycota; Sordariomycetes; Hypocreales; Hypocreaceae
Exons: 3
Coding region: 186-1700 (504 amino acids)
Biological process (GO): carboxylic acid metabolic process
Molecular function (GO): pyridoxal phosphate binding; carboxy-lyase activity
Source: RefSeq, a predicted model, not a curated record